GGAAGCCCAGGGGCCCACACAGGAAGGAGCCGACUGGGACUUUCCUCCGGCUGCCGCCCGGCUCUGCCCUCCUGUCCUUAACCCAGGCUUCCCAGCUGCCAGACAGGCUAUACCUAUGGCACCUCCAAGCGAGGAGACACCCCUGAUUCCUCAGCGUUCCUGCAGCCUCUCGUCUUCAGAAGCUGGUGCCCUGCACGUGCUGCUGCCCCCUCGGGGCCCUGGACCCCCACAGCGCCUAUCUUUCUCCUUUGGGGAUCAUUCAGCUGAAGAGCUGUGUGUUUGGGCUGCUAAGGCCAGUGGCAUCCUGCCUGUGUACCACUCCCUCUUUGCUCUGGCCACGGAGGAUCUGUCCUGCUGGUUCCCCCCAAGCCACGUCUUCUCCGUGGAGGACUCGGGCACCCAAGUCCUGGUCUACAGGCUCCGGCUUCUCCCCUUCCCCAACAGCUUUUACUUCCCCAACUGGUUUGGGCUAGAGAAGUGCCACCGCUUUGGGCUACGAAAGGACUUGGCCAGCGCCAUCCUUGACCUACCAGUCCUGGAGCACCUCUUCGCCCAGCACCGGAAUGACCUGGUGAGUGGCCACCUCCCCGUGGGCCUCAGUCUCAAGGAGCAGGGUGAAUGUCUCAGCCUGGCGGUGCUGGACCUGGCCCGGAUGGCCCACGAGCAGGCUCAGCAGCCUGAGGAACUGCUGAAAACUGUCAGCUACAAGUUUUGCCUGCCCCCCGACCUGCGCGACCUGAUCCAGGGCCUGAGCUUCGUGACGCGGAAGCGCAUCCGCAGGACUGUGCGCAGGGCCCUGCGCCGCGUGACCGCCUGCCAGGCUGACAGGCACUCGCUCAUGGCCAAGUACAUCAUGGACCUGGAGAGGCUCGACCCGGCCAGGGCGGUCGAGACCUUCCUCGUGAGCCUCCCCGGGGCUGCUGGUGGUCUGGAUGCGCAGGGGCUGCUCCGAGUGGCUGGUGACACCGGCAUUGCCUGGAGUCCAGGAGGACAAGAGGCCCUCCAGCCCUUCUGCGACUUUCCAGAAAUUGUGGACAUCAGCAUCAAGCAGGCUCCGCGUGUUGGCCCGGCCGGGGAGCACCGCCUGGUCACCGUCACGAGGACAGACAACCAGAUCCUGGAGGCCGAGUUCCCGGGGCUGCCCGCCGCGUUGUCCUUCGUGGCGCUCGUCGACGGCUACUUCAGGCUGACCUCCGACUCCAGGCACUUCUUUUGCAAGGAGGUUGCGCCGCCGCGGCUGCUGGAGGAGGUGGCCGAGCAGUGCCACGGCCCCAUCACCCUGGAUUUUGCCAUCAACAAGCUCAAGACUGGGGGCUCACUUCCUGGCUCCUACGUUCUCCGCCGCAGUCCCCAGGAUUUUGAUUGCUUCCUCCUCACUGUCUGUGUCCAGACCCCCCUGGGUCCUGAUUAUAAGGGCUGCCUCAUCCGGUGUGACCCCACGGGAACCUUCUCCCUGGCUGGCCUUGGCCGUCCCCAUAGCAGUCUCCGAGAGCUCUUGGCAGCCUGCUGGGAUGGCGGGCUGCACGUGGACGGGGUUGCGCUGAACCUCACCUUCUGCUGCACCCCCAAACCCAAAGAAAAGUCCAACCUGAUUGUGGUGCGGAGGGGUUGCAGCACACCCACUUCAUCCCCUGUUCAGCCCCAAUCCCAAUGCCAGCUGAAUCAGAUGACGUUUCACAAGAUCCCUGCUGACAGCCUGGAGUGGCAUGAGAACCUGGGUCACGGGUCCUUCACCAAGAUAUACCGAGGUUGUCGCCACGAGGUCGUGGAGGGGGAGGCCCGGGAGACGGAGGUGCUGCUCAAAGUGAUGGAUGCCAAACAUAAAAACUGCAUGGAGUCAUUUCUGGAAGCAGCGAGUUUGAUGAGCCAAGUGUCAUACCAGCAUCUCGUGUUGCUCCAUGGCGUGUGCAUGGCCGGAGACAGUAUCAUGGUACAGGAAUUUGUACACCUGGGAGCGCUGGACACCUACCUGCGCAAGUCUGGCCACCUGGUGCCAGCCAGCUGGAAGCUGCAGGUGAUCAAACAGCUGGCCUAUGCCCUCAACUAUCUGGAAGACAAAGGCCUCCCCCAUGGCAAUGUCUCAGCCCGGAAGGUGCUCCUGGCUCGCGAAGGGGCUGAUGGGAACCUGCCCUUCAUCAAGCUGAGUGAUCCUGGUGUCAGCCCCUCUGUGCUAAGCCGGGAGAUGCUCACUGACAGGAUCCCCUGGGUGGCCCCCGAGUGUCUCCAGGAGGCCCGGACACUCGGCUUGGAAGCUGACAAGUGGGGUUUUGGUGCCACAGUCUGGGAGGUGUUCAGUGGGAUCCCGAUGCCCAUCAGCACCCUGGAUCCCGCCAAGAAGCUCCAGUUUUACGAGGAGCGGCAGCAGCUGCCUGCCCCCAAGUGGAUGGAGCUGGCCAUACUGAUCCAGCAGUGCAUGGCCUAUGAGCCAGGCCAGAGACCCUCCUUCCGUGCCAUCAUCCGUGACCUGAACAGCCUCAUCACUUCAGAUUAUGAGCUCCUCUCAGACCCCACGCCCGGUGCCUUGGCGCCCCGUGAUGGGCUGUGGAAUGGCGCCCAGCUCUACGCCUACCAGGACCCUACCAUUUUUGAGGAGAGACACCUCAAGUACAUCUCACAGCUGGGCAAGGGCAACUUCGGCAGCGUGGAACUGUGCCGUUAUGACCCUCUGGGUGACAACACGGGCGCCCUAGUGGCAGUGAAGCAGCUGCAGCACAGCGGGCCAGACCAGCAGAGGGACUUCCGGAGGGAGAUCCAGAUCCUCAAAGCCCUCCACAGUGACUUCAUUGUCAAGUACCGUGGUGUCAGCUAUGGCCCAGGCCGCCAGAGCCUGCGGCUGGUGAUGGAGUACCUGCCCAGCGGCUGCCUGCGCGACUUCCUACAGCGGCACCGCGCGCGCCUCGACGCCAGCCGCCUGCUCCUCUACGCCUCGCAGAUCUGCAAGGGCAUGGAGUACCUGGGCUCCCGCCGCUGCGUGCACCGCGACCUGGCUGCGCGUAACAUCCUGGUGGAGAGCGAGACGCACGUCAAGAUCGCCGACUUUGGCCUCGCCAAGCUGCUGCCGCUCGACAAAGACUACUACGUGGUCCGCGAGCCCGGCCAGAGCCCCAUCUUCUGGUGGGGACCCCGCCCUGGCCCACCUCUCCUCCCCACUACUCUGGACCCUACCUCGCUCUCACUUCCGUACGCCCCGGAGUCCCUCUCUGACAACAUCUUCUCGCGCCAGUCCGACGUCUGGAGCUUCGGGGUCGUCCUGUACGAGCUUUUCACCUACGGCAACAAGAGUUGCAGCCCCUCAGCCGAGUUCCUGCGGAUGAUGGCAUGUGAUGGAGAUGUCCCGGCCCUCUGCUGCCUCCUGGAGCUGCUGGCUGAGGGCCAGAGGCUGCCGGCGCCUCCUGCCUGCCCUGGUGAGGUUCAUGAGCUCAUGAAGCUGUGCUGGGCCCCUAGCCCGCAAGACCGGCCAACAUUCAGUGCCCUGGGCCCCCAGCUGGAUGCACUAUGGAGUGCAAGCCAGGGCUAGCAGAGAGUGUGAAACUCACGCCUUCCCUGCUUGUCUGGAGGGAGAAGCCCAUUCACUUCAUUUUUAUAUCUCCUGCACACCUACCUCUGGGUUCUGGUCUUUGUGAACUGGCUGUGUGAGCUUGGGCAGGAGGUUGCCCCUCUCUGGGCUUCCUGCUUCACAGAGACCCCCCAGAGGGCAAAUGACAUUGCAUUUGGGGGGCAUCCCUGGCUUGUGGGGCAACAGAAGUUCUGUGGCCUCAGGAACUUGUAAAGAUUCAAGAUGAAUGCCUUGGUGGGGCCUGCUGUGCCUUGACCCCAGAAUCUAGGAGCCAAACUUAAGCCCCUCCCAUCUUCCUGUCCUCUCAGGGUUUGGCCCUGAGCUUCCUGUCUCAGUGAAGACCUUGCAGAUCUUUAAAUACAUGAUCUCAGGCUUCUGUUCCAACAUCCCUCUUUUGCUGGAGGAAGCCACAGACAAAAGCAGCUGCCCUGGUUGGAAAUUCACUUUCUGGGGGGGAGCCUGCGUGACUUUUUGGGCUCAUGGGAGGGGCCAGGAGAGGCUGGGGUCCCAGUCCACCCUAAUUGUACCAGAGCAUCCUGGGCCUUCCAUUUGCCAACUUGAAUACUGGGACCCUUUCUAUCCCGACCGGAGGGUCACUCAGUUGAUGACGCUGGAGACUUACAGGAGCUUUUCAGUAGCUGAGGGAAGACAGGCAUUCUUGGCAGAGGGAACAGCACGAUGAGAGUGAAGAGGUUCAGAGUACAGAGGUUAAGAGCCCAGCUGUUGGAGCCUGCGGUUCUGCCACUUAAUUACCGAAUGAUGGUGGGCAACUUGCCUCCCCUACUGGGUCUCAGUUCCAUCCCCUGUACAAUGGACAGAUAAAUGGUGCUGGCUUCCUGCUGUACACAGGCAGCUUCUGGAGGCUUGUGAGAAAGCAUCUGGUGCAGGUUAAGCCAGCCCCUCCCUCCCAACCCCCCCCCCCCGCCCACUCCUCACCUGCCUGCAGUCUUUUCUACCACUUCUGCCCCCUGGAAAACUCUUAUUUAUCUCUCGAAACCCCAGCUGUCACCUCCCUGCGGCCUUCCCUGGCAUGUUCCUGCCACUCCUCACCUGCCAUGUACUUACCUCUGACCCCAGGAGUGGGGUCUCUGUCCAGAUCCCUCUCCUCUGACCUGGAGGCUCCCUGGGGGCUGGGAUGGGUAGGUACAAAGGGGACUUUGGGAGCAUUUGUUUAAUGAAUAAAGUUGGGUGGAAAGAA
Molecule: messenger RNA, 4754 nt
Organism: Callorhinus ursinus (northern fur seal)
Lineage: Eukaryota; Metazoa; Chordata; Mammalia; Carnivora; Otariidae
Gene: JAK3
Product: Janus kinase 3
Biological process (GO): regulation of apoptotic process; protein phosphorylation; cytokine-mediated signaling pathway
Cellular component (GO): cytosol; cytoskeleton; membrane
Molecular function (GO): growth hormone receptor binding; ATP binding; non-membrane spanning protein tyrosine kinase activity
Source: RefSeq, a predicted model, not a curated record